Messenger RNA from Durusdinium trenchii, 861 nucleotides. The record is from the annotation of a GenBank genome assembly. Lineage: Eukaryota; Dinophyceae; Suessiales; Symbiodiniaceae.
GUUUGGGCAAUGUAUUCACAACAGUAAUUUGCUUUUGUUUGGUGUUGACGGCGGGCGGUUUGGUCUCAGUCAAACUGAGACGGGGCGGUGAGGCGGUGACGGGGCCCCAAGUCGGGUGGAGAGAAGUUUUUGAUUGUCAUGAGGGAGAUUCUUCACAUGUUAGUAACAGGUGCCACGCUAGUAGUAACAGGUGCCUUACUAGUAGUAACAAAAAGCUAAUAUUGUUUGCAUUUGUCAUGCCAGCAGAUGUAUUAGCAGGUGAUUCGAGUGAGAUUCCCACAAACUGCCACGACCUUGAUGGACAGGUGGCAUGAUUAGCUACAUAGUCUUGAAGUCCCUUAGCACCAACACGUGAUGUUUGUGGCAGGGGCUGCGGCAAGCACUCAAGUCCCUGCCAUCUUUCAAAACCUGAGCACUCAGGGGCACCAGGCACACCGACCGGCGCCGACGGACCCACGACCGCGACCGGCCGGUUUGGCCCCGACCGGUUCGGAGUCCUGGCGGCCAAUGAAGCUUCUGGGCCUCGGUUUGCUCACAGCACUCCGUACUCCGGGGGCGGUGAGCUUGCAGCAUGUCCCGCAGACCGGGAAUGACUUCUUGAGGAGCUCUUCCAUGCUGCAGCUGUCCUCGAUGGAAAUGAGGUCCCACACCAUGAGGCGCCUCUCCAGGCGCUGGAAGCACGCACAUCCUGCUUGGUCCGAGCCCUGUAGGCAGCUUCCCUUGGCUGAACGCCCCAGCUGCGAGCGCCAGGUGGACCGAGAUCUUCUCAAUGAGAAGGGAUGGGUCCAAACUGAGCCCCGACCAGCGCGGCUCCGCGGCGCGCGCGCGGCGAGCAUCAAGCUGAAGCACGACUAAUGGGCC